This is a messenger RNA of Carcharodon carcharias (great white shark), 1610 nucleotides long. RefSeq names its product CD9 antigen-like. The record is from RefSeq and is a predicted model, not a curated record. The transcript has 8 exons. Gene Ontology annotation, cellular component: membrane. NCBI's taxonomy places the organism in Eukaryota, Metazoa, Chordata, Chondrichthyes, Lamniformes, Lamnidae. Bases 392 to 1072 code for a protein of 226 amino acids.
AUCUCUGAGCUGCUGCGACAGACGUCAGGCGCCGCGCCCUGAUUCUUAUCUGAGCAGUAGGUGGUGGGGUAGCAUAGACACAGGCUGCAGUGAGAGGCGUGCUACUACUGUGCAGUACCUGGUGUGCGGCUAUCCAGCAGGAGUCCGGCUCCUCACCCCACCCUGCACACAAGACUGUGAGAAAGUGGAGCUCCUGUCCCUUCAUUUCUACACCUGAGAAGAAUCCGGCCAAGGGCGAGGUCGCAUUCUGCGCUUGCGCGCACUCCUCUGUCUGCUGACUCCUCCAGAGUGGAGCGCAAAAAAAACACUUAGAGAUUAUCCCCAGUUGAAGAGGCAAAGUAAAAGUAAACCUCCCUCACGUCUGCAAAUUCACCCAUUCCUCAGCAUCAAGAUGGUGCACGGCGGCAUGAAGUGUGUUAAAUACCUACUGUUUGGCUUUAAUUUCUUGUUCUGGCUUGCAGGAACUGCAGUCCUGGCAAUUGGAUUAUGGCUCCGUUUUGAUCCACAAACAAAGAGCAUAUUUGAAACUGACCAACAUCCCACUACAUUCUAUAUCGGUGUCUAUAUCUUGAUUGGAGCUGGUGCACUGAUGAUGAUUGUUGGCUUCCUAGGAUGCUGUGGUGCAAUUCAGGAGUCUACAUGCAUGCUUGGAUGUUUCUUCUUGUUUCUCCUCGUCAUAUUUGCAGUUGAAAUAGCAGCGGGAAUAUGGGGCUUUCUGAAUAAGGAUAAGGUCACUAAUGAAGUGAAGGACUUCUAUACUUCCUUGUAUGGUGAAUGCCUCAAAGAUAAAGAGGAGAGUAAGCUAGCAGCUCUCAAAGCAAUACAGGAAGGACUGAAUUGUUGUGGAAUGGGAGGACCAGUGGAAAUAUUUUUGCGAUCUACCUGCCCAUCUAAAAACAUUGGUGAAAUGUUUACUACAAAGUCAUGCAUCACAGCCAUUGAUGACAUUUUCAACGACAAGCUUUACAUCAUUGGGGCAAUUGGGAUUGGCAUUGGGAUUGUAAUGAUUUUUGGCAUGAUUUUCAGCAUGGUGCUGUGCUGUGCCAUCCGCAACAGCAAAGAGAUGAUUUAAAGAGUGGUUUAAAAAUACUCGUGCCAUUCACCAAUGGAAUGCGUUUUUGCCUAAUAUUUGCUUCUUGUUAACAGCUUAACUUUAGCAUUUAAUUUUUUCACUUUUUUGUAUUCAGUUUAAAAUCUCGUAACUUUUUUAAAAGCACUUCAUCAAUUUAAUGUGUCCACAUUUUGUUUAAUGUUUUGUUGUUUAACAAGUUGAGAAAUCAGACAGUAAACUUUGAACCUUAAAGAAAACUUCAAAUUUAUCAAUAAAUUUAAAGAUAUAUAUAUUUGUUUUAUCUGUUUAAAUUGGAAAUGUUUGAUGCUCUAGAAAGGGUGCAGAAUCUUGGAUUCAGAAUUUAAGAUGCUGAGCUAGUUAAGCUAAAUAGGUAUUACAAAUAUUAAAUGUUUUGUCAAAAUGUGAUGGCUCAAAUGAGCACAUGCUUAUAUGGAAUCUUGGCCUUACAAUAAAUCCUUGAAAAUAUUUUGAUUAAAAAAGUUAAAAACUGUAGAUACCAGAUUUGUCUCAGAAAAUAAAAUUUGAAUUUGAACAUUCA